Erythranthe guttata (spotted monkey flower) is the source of this 687-nucleotide messenger RNA. Lineage: Eukaryota; Viridiplantae; Streptophyta; Magnoliopsida; Lamiales; Phrymaceae. The record is from RefSeq and is a predicted model, not a curated record.
AUGGCGGCGGCAGAUGUAAAAAAAACGGAAAACGGAACGGGAAUAUUCGGGCGGGCGAUUAAAGGUAUAGUGUCAAGUGUGAGGGAAAUAGGGAAAAUGAAGAGAAGUGAUAAGAGGAAAGUGAUACACAGCAUGAAAGUUGGAAUAGCACUUGUUCUUGUUUCACUUUUAUAUUUCAUCAAACCAAUGUACGAUCAAGUUGGUCAAAAUGGGAUGUGGGCUAUCAUGACUGUUGUUGUUAUCUUCGAAUUCUAUGCCGGUGCAACAUUAGGAAAAGGAAUAAACAGAGGAAUUGGGACACUUUUAGGAGGAGCUGUUGGUUGUUUUGCCGCUAUUUUAGCUGAUCGAAUUGGCGGGAUUGGCCAAUACUUCAUCAUUUCUUCUACCGUUUUUUCCUUUGGUGCUGUUGCAACAUACUGUAGACUGGUGCCAAGACUGAAGAAGAGAUAUGACUACGGAUUCAUGAUAUUCAUAUUGACAUUCAACCUGGUGGCAAUCUCCGGCGUACGGAUGGACAAGGUGGUGGGAAUGGCCGUUGACCGCCUGACCACCAUCGGUAUCGGUUUCGCUAUCUGCAUAUCUGUCAGCUUGUUUAUUUGCCCUAUUUGGGCUAGCAAUGAACUCCACUAUUCCACCGCAUCUAAGUUCCAUAAACUCGCCACCACUAUCCAAGUUAUAGACACUUAA